This is a messenger RNA of Phytophthora nicotianae INRA-310, 552 nucleotides long. RefSeq lists its product as hypothetical. The transcript has 2 exons. The record is from RefSeq and is a predicted model, not a curated record. NCBI's taxonomy places the organism in Eukaryota, Oomycota, Peronosporomycetes, Peronosporales, Peronosporaceae. Bases 1 to 552 code for a protein of 183 amino acids.
AUGCGGCUUGAUGUCACGGACCGCGAACUCCAGCUCGUCUUGGCGGCGUUGCUAGCGCUAGGAAUGGAUAUGGAUGACGUCAUGAGCUACCUUGUCCAGUUCAUAAGCACGAGGGCGCUACAAGAUCGCGUUGCACUAGCCCGUAAGCCAUUUAACCUAGCUGAUCUUGACGCAGAAACGUGCAAGCUUCGCCUUCGCUUCUAUCCCGAAGAAAUUCUGGUACUUGAAGAGGCCCUCGGGCUUCCGGCUACGAUCUACACAGCGCAGAUGUGCCCCAUUCCACGGCAGGAAGCAUUGUGCCUGCUGCUAAGGCGCUUGGCCUAUCCCAGUCGAUACGAAGACCUUCGAUCCGAAUUCAUGCACACUGCCCCUGUGCUUUCGUCAGCAGUAAACACUACGGCCAGGAUGAUCUACAGCAAGAUCCAGAAUAAAAUGGAGUUCGAUCACCGGAUGAUCGGGUGCUACAAGCAACGGGACUUUUCGUCGUACUUGCCGGCCAACCCGUUUUCAGCAGCAAGCAUACAGCGGCCACAAGAAGAUGCACGGGAUUAA